Oncorhynchus gorbuscha (pink salmon) is the source of this 3936-nucleotide messenger RNA. It is a transcript of the gene plpp3, whose product is annotated as phospholipid phosphatase 3. NCBI's taxonomy places the organism in Eukaryota, Metazoa, Chordata, Actinopteri, Salmoniformes, Salmonidae. The transcript has 8 exons. The coding region runs from base 478 to 1479 and encodes 333 amino acids. The record is from RefSeq and is a predicted model, not a curated record. Gene Ontology annotation, molecular function: phosphatidate phosphatase activity. Gene Ontology annotation, biological process: phospholipid dephosphorylation; canonical Wnt signaling pathway; phospholipid metabolic process.
GGGGGGUGUUGAUAAAACUACGGUCUCUCUCCCAGCGCUCAGAGCGCUAUUUUCUGCCAGGCUUUGAAGCGGACUGAGAGAGAGGAGAGGGAGAAGCAGGCUUCAUUCAUUAUAGCGCCGUUACACACGUCUACCAUCCCUAAAGCGUGGACCGGACAGGCGUAAAGUUUUUUUUAUCCAGGAUCUGAAGAGGCGACUUCAGUGGGAAAGUUAAACGUCUCUAAUAGUAGGCUAAAAUAUAUGUUGCGUUUGUUUAAGACGAGGCAUCGCAUCGUUGCAGCGCUGAUACGUUUGCAGAACCUCUUCUUAGUUGGGAAGUCAGUUUCACAUAGUUGGCUACUCAGUGACAUUCGCAUCUUUUCGGCUGGAAACCUUGACGGACUAAAUAACGUGAUUUAGUUUGUGUUUAGCACGCUUGUGGGAUUUUAACUGGAGACGGAGUUCUUUACAUGCAACAGUAUUUUGUAUGAGAAAACCAUGGCACAACAGAACAGAAACGGAGGGACUUCAUUAAACAACAACAACGGCAUCGAUAACACCAAGAGGAAACUGUUGAUAGGACUGGACCUCUUCUGCCUGCUACUAGUCAUGCUGCCAAGCCUGGUUCUCCACCGGUCCUCAGUGCGUCCAUACCAGCGUGGAUUCUACUGCAGCGACGUCAGUCUGCAUUACUCCUACAAGAACUCCAUCAUCCCCUCAUCCGUCCUCACUGCUGUGGGGCUCAUAGUGCCCAUUGUGGCCAUUGUUAUAGGAGAGUGUUACAGGAUUCACCAUCGCAGAGAGGGAUCUAAGUCUUUCAUUGGGAACCCUUAUGUCUCAUCUCUCUACAAACAGGUUGGAGUGUUUAUAUUUGGAUGUGCCAUCAGCCAGUCGUUCACAGACAUUGCCAAGGUGUCAGUGGGCAGAAUGAGACCUCAUUUCCUGGAUGUGUGUAAUCCUGACUGGUCAGCCAUCAACUGUUCCCUUGGAUACAUCACCUCCUACACCUGUAAUGGCCCUGAGAGCAAAGUACAGGAGGCCAGGAAAUCCUUCUUCUCAGGACAUGCCUCCUUCUCUAUGUUUACUAUGCUCUACCUGACUUUCUAUCUCCAGUCCAGGUUCACGUGGAGAGGUGCCCGGUUGCUCCGCCCCCUCGUCCAGUUCACGCUGCUGAUGAUGGCAUUCUACACCGGCCUAUCACGUGUCUCCGACCACAAGCACCACCCCACAGAUGUACUGGCCGGCUUUGUACAGGGCGCCCUGGUGGCCUACUGCAUAGCCCACUUCCUGCCCAGUCUUCCCGGUUUCCUGUUUGGCCCGAUGAUGUCAUCAGGACCUCCAUAUCUCUUCCUCCCUCUCGGGAGACCAAGGGUGUUCUAUGUAUCUGACCUGUUCAAGCCGAGGGUGAAGCCUGCCUCACCCCCUCCCUCCCCCAUCAAGAAGGAGCUCCUCCCCCCUGCAGACAUCAUCGAGCGGAACAACCACCACAACAUGGUGUGAGACAGGCCCCGCCCCUUCCCAUGACCGAGGAGCCUAUCACAGCACUGUUUGCCUCCCAUUGGACAGUAGAAUGUAGCGACCAGAGAGACUGUCGCCGUGUCUCAUAUCACACUCUGUUCCUUAUGUAGUGCACUACUUAUCACACACUGUGGUCCAAAGUAGUGCACUACUUAUCACGUGCUGUGGUCCAAAGUAGUGCACUACUUAGGAAAUAGCCUGUUAUUUGAGACCUGCCCUGCAGAGACCACUCUCACUAUCCAGAUUCUUUAACUACUAUUGUUAUUACUACUAUUCUGAUUUGAGCCCAAGUUAGAGCAAAAUGAAGACUCAAAAGCUAAAAGACAAGAAGUUCCAGACAGCAGUGCAGAGCCACUGAAACAGAACACUUUGUAACUACACAAAGGGAAAGAAGUGUAAAAAUAAAUAAAUGAAUGAGUGAAUGAAUGAAGCUAGGAAAGAAAGACCGUCUCUGUCUGAGGCCUUGACAUAGGAUAACAACUUCCUUAGUGAUAGGAACGAUAUUACUGCAAAAGGACUAGCAAACGACACAUACAGUAUAUGAGUAACAAUAUAGAGCAGAAUAACUUACAGCACUAUAAUCCAGUUGACUGUCAAUUAUCACUACUCACCACCAGAUGGAGCAGCUAUUAGAACACUUGUCGAUGAUCACGUAGAGCAGGGGUGUCAAACUCUUUCCAUGGAGGGCCUAGUGUCUGCUGGUUUUUGGUCUUUCCUUUCCAUUAAGACCUAGACAACCAGGUGAGCGGAGUUUCUUAAGAAUGAGUGACUUAUUAAUAAAUUCAUCAAUCAAGUACAAGGGAGGAGCGGAAACCCGCAGGCACUCUGCCCUCCGUUGAAUGAGUGUGACACAUGACGUAGACAGAUAAAGUAAACCUGUAAAUAGUUAACUUGUCCACCAGCUACUGACUACUACUGGAGAAGGAAGAGACCUGGAGAGGAACCAGACCCAUACUACUCUAGCUCCUACCACCAAGUAGAAGUUUGGACUAGUCUAGUUCUCAGUUCGACAAGGCUCUUCUAGCUGCCCCUCUGGGUAACCUAACCUGGGAUGAUGCUUUCUGAAAGAGGGGGGUGGAUGAAGCAGGGGUUCUUGAAAGAGAGAUGUUAAAAGAGUAGGGAUAUUGAUUGGUAUUAGUUUGGGGGAUUCGGGGGAGGAAGAGGAGGGGGAGGUAAAUAUCUCUCAGCCACCUGUCACCCUGUCUGGGGGCGUGGCUGUGCCAUGCUGCCGCUUGAUUGGCUGCGUAUGUGGGGGUGUGGUCUGUCACCAUGGACACAUGGUUGAUUGACAGCUAAACUGGGACAUUAUGGGAUAGGGGCUCUUUCCGCUGGCAGGGAGGGGCUCUGGCCCAUCCAAUCACUCGUUAGCGGUAUGUAUGUAUGUGUCCUGUGUGUCACUGUGUUGGUGUCUGCCAGUGUGUCUGCUUUUGUGUAUGUGUGACGUGUAUAGGUUGGUGUGUCCUGUGUAUUUGUGUGUGUGUCUUUGAUGAACCCUCCGGGUAGUGUGUGUGUAGAAUGAACCCUCCUCACACACCAUUGUCUGUGCCAAGAACGUGUGCCACUAUGUGUGUGUGUGUGUGUGUGUGUGUGUGUGUGUGUGUGUGUGUGUGUGUGUGUGUGUGUGUGUGUGUGUGUGUGUGUGUGUGUGUGUGUGUGUGUGUGUGUGUGUGUGUGUGUGUGUGUGUGUGUGUGUGUGUGUGUGUGUGUGUGUGUCAGAGAGGGCCAGAGGUGGAGGACUGAGACCCUGUCCAGAGAACGUUAGAAAACUGUGGAUUUAAUAUUUGUAUUUUCUGCUACGAUGCAUCUUUAACAUGUUCAGUGCCAGUCCAGUCAUGUCAUUAACUAACUGCUCCCCAUCAGUCAUUUUAUUUUACACUUCAGCUUACUCAGGGCAAAUCUCAAAUGGCAUGCUAUUCCCUAUAGGAUGCACUUCUGGCUAAAAUAAGUGCACUAGAUAGGGAAUAGGGUGCCAUUUUGGAUGGGGCCUAAGACAUCUUCUCAACAUCACCACUUCAAAACGUUGCACAUCUUUCUAAUCACGUUUAGUCCGUCCCAUCUUUUUGGCAAACCCUUUCCUUUUCAUUUUAUAAAUAUAUAAAUAAUGUAUAGUUCACAAAUAUUAACUGUGUAAGAUAUUAUUUCUUAUGUUUAACUAUUGUCCACUAUGAAACGACAACCUCUGUUCUCUACCAAGUGCUGCUUAAAAAGCAUUGAUUUACAGAUUUUAAAAAAUUUAGUUAACUCAAAUAUUGUAGAUUUGUGGUAGUAAGUUUUUAAUCUGCAUUGAAAACAAACCUACAAUUGUAUUAAAAUUCACUAUUAGUAUUUUUGUAUUGUCUCAUUUUGUACAAAAUAAAUAUUAGCAACAUUUUUGUUUCUGCUUAAUGUACUUAGCUCUACUACAUGUGGUUUUAAAUAAAAAUCCCGUUAUAAACACAA